Helobdella robusta is the source of this 492-nucleotide messenger RNA. RefSeq lists its product as hypothetical. The coding region runs from base 1 to 492 and encodes 163 amino acids. The transcript has a single exon. The record is from RefSeq and is a predicted model, not a curated record. Lineage: Eukaryota; Metazoa; Annelida; Clitellata; Rhynchobdellida; Glossiphoniidae.
AUGUUGAAAAAUGGACAUAGAAAAAAAAAAGCAACUCUAACCCUAACCCUAACCCUGAGGGGAGCAGUCAAGAGACCCAUCCCAACCAGUUCCCUAGGCCGCAAAACCAAGGAAGGGAACAACACUAUCAUAUUUAGUUGCCUCAAGGGGACGGAUGAAUUGAAAAAGAGGAUAGCCUUCUCCCUGGAUAAUGACACCAGGGUGAUAGAUGGCUAUCUUGUUUAUAAAAAUAUAAUCAUUAAUCCAUCCCCUAAGGAACAAAAUAGACAGAUGUCGGUGGAUAUUGUCAAACAUAUCCUCCCAUUCCAGGAUGCCAACUGCAACAAGGAGAACAUAAAGAAGGAUCCACAUCCACUCCUGAAAUCAUUCAUGAGAAGGCAAAAUAUACUGAACAAUGCAUGCAGGAACGAUGAACAGUGCACUUGCAUCAGAACGUUCAUGGAAGCAUAUAGAGUCAACCAUUGCACUCUAUACAGUAUAAAAAACCUGUAA